AUGGCAGUCUCUGAAGGCAUUCACAUCAACAAUGAUUCCAGUCAUUUCAGUCCCGGUAGGCUUGUAGAGACUGCUAAGUUUCUCGUGGACGCUAAAUCCAGUUUGUUGGAAGAUUUGAACGUGGAAAACGAAGAUUUGUCAAAAGCAGGACACGGCUCUGAUGACCAGAACCAUCAACCUGUGCAAAAUGUUUCCAAGGGAGGAAGAGUGCGUGCAGACAGGGUGCGAUCUUACAUACAUUAUUUCUACCAUUUGAUGGAGGAGGAAGUGGAAAGUGGGAAUAGCAGAGGAACCGUAUACCAGGGUGUUGAAGGUGUGUACAACCCGCUACAAGUGAUAAGAAACCGAAAGGUCAAGAAAAAGCAACACCACCAUCUGCGUAAUGAAAUUGCCUUUUUAAAACCGCCAAUUCUGGCUAUUCGGGAUUUCUCCAGCCAACCGGAACGAGACUUUCCGUGGUUUGUCGACGUUACUGAAAGAUCUGGUGAUCUCUCAUGGAGAAUGACCAAUUGGGAGCAUUUACGCAGGCCAGACGGCAAGCGCUGGUUCGCCAAGCAUCACAACCGAGGGUCGCAUUCUACAACGGUUACUUCUCGUUCUUCCCCAGGCCAAUUGUACAAGGAUAAUAAUGGCUUGAGCUCCUCCAAGGACCCGCAAGAACUUCCGGCCUUGGCUCCGGUGUCGGCUUCGGGUCUCAAGUUGCCCACUAUUUCGGUGGAAAGCGUCGACCAAACAGAACCGGAACAACCAGCGCGCUCUUGGGAUAAAGCCCUUAUCAAAAAUAAACUACUGCCACGUCCAGAAUUUCAUGGCAAGGGAAUUGGUGCGCACUACCUCUUUGAAGACCGCGGUCUACAAGGACGAGGGUAUGCUAGUCAUGAGCAACUUUCUCAUACCACGCCGACGCGACCUUCCUAUCAUCAUCGCAAUGCUUCUGACAUCCAAAUACGAAAUCUCAGACGGCCUAAUAACCUUGAAACACCAAGUAACACAGACUCAAAUUCCAAUCAGGCCUCCUGUGAGUUUUUAGAGCUAAAAAGCCCGUUUGAGCCCGCUCCACUGGAAAAUACCAUUUUCGAAACUCAGUGCAACGAUCUGAAAUACCUGAGCUGUGUAUGGAGCGUAAUGCAUAAUCGACAAAAGACGCUCUGUACUCUGCAAACCCGUCGCGCUAAGAAAGACCAACUGAUUACUUUUGAUGACCCUAAUGCGUUUUGCGAACCAGCCGAAAAGGCGCUACAUGAUUAUCGAAACGAGCUUUUGGGGGCGUUGAAAACUUGCGAUAUCUGGAAAUCAAGGUUACUCAACGAUUACUCGAUUCGUGUGGAGAGUCUUCUCUCUUCCAGCGAUCGGGUUUUAAGUGACAUCAACACCACCUUGACGCUGAGGCUCAAACAGUUGCAAGAAAAAAUCGACAGGUUUGGCACGCUAAGGCGAAUGAACAAGGAACCGCUCAGAAUUUUCCUGUAUAGGGCUUUGGAAGUCUUGAUCGUUUUACUAUUUUGGAUUAUCUGGUUCUGUUUUACGGUGCUAAAAAGUGUGAAGUUCGUGAUAUUGACAUUAUACAGGAUUGCUAGUUCGGUAGCGUGGUGA
Messenger RNA from Lachancea sp. 'fantastica', 1593 nucleotides. Lineage: Eukaryota; Fungi; Ascomycota; Saccharomycetes; Saccharomycetales; Saccharomycetaceae. The record is from the annotation of a GenBank genome assembly.